AUGUAUUUUCAAGAUACGGGAGAAUUUGAACUCGAGUGCUAUGAACAGAAUACAGCUAAUCCAGAAAGAACCGAACUGUGGCCAAACAGAAACUUUCGUGUGAGAUUCUACGAGGAACCAAGAGAACAAGUCCCCAUUCAACGUACCAAACAUGCAGCUAUCCCAAUUCAAACACCUUUUGGAGACCACUGCAUUCUGGCGGCAGAUGCUCUUUUUGAAAUUCUCAAUCGAUUGAUUUUCUGUCAUCGAAUUUUCCAGAAGUUUCAGGAAUCCACGUGGCCAGUUCUUUCGGCACAUUUAGCUCAACUAUCAGAAUUCUUCAGUACAAAUGAGCUCCAAUUGUUUCUUCAUACUACAGAUGAAACAGAGAGUUUUCGAAUUUUCAGGGCGCAUAUAUCGAAUGGAAGAAAGUGGAAAUAA
Molecule: messenger RNA, 420 nt
Organism: Caenorhabditis briggsae
Lineage: Eukaryota; Metazoa; Nematoda; Chromadorea; Rhabditida; Rhabditidae
Exons: 3
Coding region: 1-420 (139 amino acids)
Biological process (GO): innate immune response
Cellular component (GO): membrane raft
Source: RefSeq, a predicted model, not a curated record